Lactuca virosa is the source of this 521-nucleotide messenger RNA. The record is from the annotation of a GenBank genome assembly. Lineage: Eukaryota; Viridiplantae; Streptophyta; Magnoliopsida; Asterales; Asteraceae.
AUGUUGGAUUCAGUUCAGGCUUGCGAUCUCAGUCAACCAAAAUCGUUAUCAAAGAGACCAGGGACAUUUCGGUUUCUCACUUAUUUAUAUAGCCAGUUCAGAGAAGGUGUCAGAGAAGGUCUUUGGCUGAAACAUCUCAAAUUUGGAUGUCGAUUUCCCACUGCAAAAGAAGAAUGUAUUACCUAUUCUUUGGAUGUUUCUUUUGAACAGUUAAUACUUAGAUCUGGGUCAUGCAACAUAGGCAUUGUGUUAUCCAAAUAUGGAGUGAAAUUUGUAGAGACGUAUGAUAAGGAAAGCAGUGCGUAUUAUUCGAAAGCAAGAUUAUGGGAUGACGAGAUGGCUUGACUAACUAUGGUGAAAACCGAACGCCGCGGAGCGGGGUUUCCCACCUAUUUUAAUAACACAUAUCUCAGUUGUAUUUAUUCUGUUCAUUUAAUGUUUCAUAUUGGACACACUUUAUUAUGAAUACUUCUAUGUGUAUCUCGAUACUUUGUAUACCUUUCCUCUUGAUGUUUGAUAUU